GGCGGUGCUUGCCCUCUCGUAGUGUGAUAUUUUCACAGUCCGUCGGUCGAUGCCAGAGGGUUUGGGGAGGAAAAGACAAAAAGUAGUUUCCCCCCUCCUUUCUCUCCUCCUUUUUCUUACUAAUCCCGCCUCCUCCUCCGAGUUAGGAAGACUCUGGAUGCGUUUGGGUUGUCGCUAGGGUUUUUCUUUUUUCUUUUAAUACCUAGAAAAGGAAAAAACAGGAACCCUCGGAUCUGAUUUUUUUCGCUUCUCGUUCCUGUCCUUGGUUCUUACUGUGUUUGUGUAUUUUAACGGCGAGAAGAGGAGGGGAACUCGCCGGAUCCAUCCAUCGCUGUGGGUGGUUUUAAUUUUUCGUUUUUCUCCUAAUUUUUUUUUUUUAAAAGCAACAACCACUCUUCACAAUGAACAAACUGUAUAUCGGAAACCUCAGCGAGAACGCCGUUGCCUCGGACCUAGAAAGUGUCUUCAAGGACGCCAAGAUCCCGGUGUCGGGACCCUUCCUGGUGAAGACGGGCUACGCGUUCGUGGACUGUCCGGACGACAGCUGGGCCCUCAAGGCCAUCGAGGCGCUUUCAGGUAAAGUGGAACUGCACGGAAAACUCAUUGAAGUUGAGCACUCGGUCCCCAAAAGGCAGAGGAUUCGGAAACUUCAGAUACGAAAUAUCCCGCCUCAUUUACAGUGGGAGGUGCUGGAUAGCUUACUAGUCCAGUAUGGAGUGGUGGAGAGCUGUGAGCAAGUGAACACUGACUCAGAAACUGCCGUCGUCAACGUAACCUAUUCCAAUAAGGAGCAAGCUAGACAAGCUUUAGACAAGCUGAAUGGGUUCCAGCUGGAGACCUUCACGCUGAGAGUGGCCUACAUCCCCGACGAGAUGGCGGCCCAGCAGAGCCCCUCCCAGCAGCCCCGAGGCCGGCGUGGGUUUGGGCAGAGGGGCUCCUCGAGGCAGGGGUCUCCAGGGUCAGUGUCCAAGCAGAAGCCGUGCGACUUGCCUCUGCGCCUGCUGGUUCCCACCCAGUUCGUUGGAGCCAUUAUAGGAAAAGAAGGUGCCACCAUUCGGAAUAUCACCAAACAGACCCAGUCUAAAAUUGAUGUCCAUCGGAAGGAGAAUGCAGGUGCCGCCGAGAAGUCAAUUACUAUCCUCUCUACCCCUGAGGGCACCUCUGCAGCUUGUAAGUCUAUUCUGGAGAUUAUGCAUAAAGAAGCUCAAGAUAUAAAAUUCACAGAAGAGAUUCCUCUGAAGAUUUUAGCCCAUAAUAAUUUUGUAGGCCGUCUCAUUGGUAAGGAAGGACGGAAUCUUAAAAAGAUUGAGCAGGACACUGACACGAAAAUCACAAUAUCUCCAUUGCAGGAGCUGACACUGUACAAUCCGGAGCGCACCAUUACGGUGAAAGGCAACGUGGAAACAUGUGCCAAAGCUGAGGAAGAGAUAAUGAAGAAAAUCAGGGAGUCUUAUGAAAACGAUAUUGCUUCCAUGAAUCUUCAGGCACAUCUAAUUCCUGGAUUAAAUCUGAACGCCUUGGGUCUGUUCCCACCCACAUCUGGGAUGCCACCUCCCACCUCAGGGCCCCCAUCAGCUAUGACUCCUCCUUACCCACAGUUUGAGCAGCAGUCCGAAACGGAGACCGUCCACCUCUUCAUCCCAGCGCUGUCUGUAGGCGCCAUCAUCGGCAAGCAAGGGCAGCACAUCAAACAGCUGUCGCGCUUCGCAGGAGCGUCUAUUAAGAUUGCUCCAGCUGAAGCACCAGAUGCUAAAGUGAGGAUGGUGAUUAUCACUGGGCCGCCAGAGGCUCAGUUCAAGGCUCAGGGAAGAAUUUAUGGAAAAAUUAAAGAAGAAAAUUUUGUUAGUCCUAAAGAAGAGGUGAAACUUGAAGCUCACAUCAGAGUGCCAUCCUUUGCUGCUGGCAGAGUUAUUGGAAAAGGAGGCAAAACGGUGAAUGAGCUCCAGAAUUUGUCAAGUGCAGAAGUUGUUGUUCCCCGUGACCAGACUCCUGAUGAGAAUGACCAAGUGGUCGUCAAAAUAACUGGUCACUUCUAUGCUUGCCAGGCAAGUGGGCUCCAGUGUGUCAGGGCAGCUCUGCAGCUGCCUUCGCAAAUGGAAGCCAUUCUCCCAUGGGUGUCUCCAUGCCAUAUAAACAUUCAAGGCUGUGUUUAAUGCUUAAUACAUUAAAUCCCCCUUUCAGCAGGUGAUUUUAGAGAUUCUGCUAGCAAACUAAUUAGUAUGUAUCUUUAAUCUUCAAAUUUUAAUUUGAAGUUAAUUUUUAAAAUGGAAGAGAGAAAAUAACUUCCUGCAAUGUUUGAUUAGGUAGAAGUUUCAAGGCCCUCUCCUUUUGCAGGUUGCCCAGAGAAAAAUUCAGGAAAUUCUGACUCAGGUAAAGCAGCAUCAACAGCAGAAAGCU
Capra hircus (goat) is the source of this 2397-nucleotide messenger RNA. It is a transcript of the gene IGF2BP3, whose product is annotated as insulin like growth factor 2 mRNA binding protein 3. The record is from RefSeq and is a predicted model, not a curated record. Gene Ontology annotation, cellular component: cytosol; nucleus; cytoplasm. Gene Ontology annotation, biological process: regulation of gene expression; nervous system development. Bases 402 to 2153 code for a protein of 583 amino acids. The transcript is spliced from 14 exons. NCBI's taxonomy places the organism in Eukaryota, Metazoa, Chordata, Mammalia, Artiodactyla, Bovidae. Gene Ontology annotation, molecular function: mRNA 3'-UTR binding.